Molecule: messenger RNA, 474 nt
Organism: Aspergillus piperis CBS 112811
Lineage: Eukaryota; Fungi; Ascomycota; Eurotiomycetes; Eurotiales; Aspergillaceae
Exons: 4
Coding region: 1-474 (157 amino acids)
Source: RefSeq, a predicted model, not a curated record
AUGGUGCUAUAUCGCAGGGGAGUCAUUAUCCACUGGUGGCUAAAGAGGUGGCUGAUUAUUGCCACUGGCAUGAAAAUCACUACUAAUAGCACAAAUACAAGUGUCACCAUCAUCAUGUCGAUCUAUCACACAGUACCCAUCUCACCUCAGCGGCGAUCACACAUCCACUACAUCAUGACAUGGGUUGGAGUGGACACUGGAGAUACAUACUACUCGGAACCCCCACUGGAUCCAUCCAUCGCAACAUCAGCGGGUAUAGUGAUCCGAUGGCGUGCUUACAAGUAUGCUUCCACUGCUGUUCGAUCGGUUCCUCCGGAUAGGGAUCGUGGUUGUGACGUUGCAUGUUGCCCGCGGUGGCAUGGACCUCCGCCCUCCCCGCGUCAUCCGGACAUUCCCCCAAACCUUGAACCUGGACUCGAUCCAGUGGGCAAUCCAGCGCCACCGCAAGGCUUAUCUUCCCAAUACAAGGCUUAA